Plectropomus leopardus (leopard coralgrouper) is the source of this 6756-nucleotide messenger RNA. RefSeq names its product unc-5 netrin receptor A (gene unc5a). Gene Ontology annotation, cellular component: membrane. Gene Ontology annotation, biological process: netrin-activated signaling pathway; anterior/posterior axon guidance. The record is from RefSeq and is a predicted model, not a curated record. Gene Ontology annotation, molecular function: protein binding; netrin receptor activity. Lineage: Eukaryota; Metazoa; Chordata; Actinopteri; Perciformes; Serranidae.
UGUUCUUUCCUCUGAUGCCAGUUCUUACCAUUUUCGCAUUUGGAGAAGGUAUUCUUUCGCGCGAGGGGCUGCAAAGUGACAGGAAGCAACAGAAACUGGCUUCCUGCUUGGCUCGGUGAUAGUGAGGGAGAGUUGUCAACGGAUACUGGCUUUGGAGAGAUACAGUACAGUAAGAGAAAAAAACCGCGGCGGAGAGCAAGGCAGCAGUUCAUUUACCACACCUGUGAUGCGUUGUUCUGAGCAACGAAGACGCACGAGCGGGAUACUGAUGGCCACGGUACGGCAGGAGUAUAUGAAUUGAGGAAAAAGAAAGACUUGGGCGUUGUGAACAAGGCGUUAAGUGCUACAGAGGACACUCUCCGGACCUUAACAAGCCCAGUGUGCCGGCGUUUCUUUCUUUCUGCCUUUUGAAACUUAGGUGAUAAUAAAAACACGAAGAUGCCCUUACUUCUGGGCCCCUUUGUCCGCGCUACGCUCCUCGUGCUCUGGCUCACUGGCUUCACCUGCACUGGUUCUGAGCACGCCACAGCAACACUUCCUGCAGCCUUCUCGGACCUGUUACCUCACUUCCUGGUGGAGCCGGAGGACGAAUUCAUCGUGAAGAACAAACCGGUGACGCUGACCUGCCGCUCCACCCCAGCCACGCAGAUCUACUUUAAGUGCAACGGCGAGUGGGUUCACCAGGACGACCACAUGAUUGAGCGGAUUGUUGACCCUGCCACAGCGCUGCCAAUCAUGCAGGUGACGAUUGACAUUACCAGACAGCAGGUGGAGAAGAUCUUUGGUCUGGAUGAGUACUGGUGUCAGUGUGUCGCCUGGAGCACCACCGGAACCCAAAAGAGCCAAAAGGCGUACAUCAGGAUUGCUUACCUGAGAAAGAACUUUGAGGAGGAGCCGCAGGGUAAAGAGGUGGCAUUGGACCAGGAGGUGUUACUGCGCUGCCAUCCCCCUGAGGGAGUGCCACAAGCCGAGGUGGAGUGGCAGAGAAAUGAUGAUGUGAUCAACCCUGCGAGCGACCCCAAUUUUUUUAUCACAACUGACCAUAAUCUCGUCAUCAAAAAAGCCCGGCUGGCGGACACGGGCAACUACACGUGUGUGGCCAAAAACAUCGUUGCUCGCCGCAAAAGCACCUCUGCUACGGUCCUAGUCUAUGUGGAUGGAGGCUGGAGCGAGUGGAGCAAGUGGUCGGCGUGUGGUUCAGACUGCUCGAUGUGGAGGAGCAGGGAGUGCACCCAGCCCUCACCUGGCACCGGGGGCAAAGACUGCCAGGGGCUCGACCUCCAGUCUCUCAACUGUACGAGCGAGCAGUGCCCACAGACCGUGAGCGGGGCCGAGGAUGUGGCGCUCUACGUGGGCAUGGUGGCAGUGGCCCUGUGUCUGACUCUACUGCUCAUCGUGGUAGUCCUGGUCUACCGACGCAAGAAGGAGGGCCUGGACGCCGACGUGGCGGACUCCUCCAUCCUCACCACUGGCUUCCAGCCCAUGGGCAUCAAGCCCAGCAAGCCAGGUGUGUGGGCACCGCGGCCACGCAGGCCUCCCCCCCACAGCAAGAAUUCGCAUUUGCUCACCAUCCAGCCUGAUCUAACCACCACCACCACCAGUUACCAAGGCACCCUGCGCUCCCGCCAUGAUGCCGCUGGGAAGUUUUCAAUGACAAAUGGGCCUCUGCUGGACCCGCUUCCCAACGGCUCUCACACUCUGCACAACGGGAAGCUCAACUCGGACCCUGCUGAGUUUGUGAGCAGGCUGUCCACUCAGACAUACUUUAAAACGCUGCCCCGCGAUGUGGCGAACACCUCCUAUGGGACCUUCAACUUCCUGGGAGGAAGGCUGACGAUCCCCAACACAGGAAUCAGUCUGCUCAUUCCUCCCGAGGCCAUCCCCAGAGGAAAGAUCUAUGAGAUUUAUCUCACUGUUCAGAGGAAGGAAGAUUUAAGGUUACCCCUGGCCGGCUGCCAGACUCUGCUUAGCCCCGUUGUGAGUUGUGGCCCUCCAGGGGUGGUCCUGAGCCGGCCAGUUAUCCUCAGCAUGGACCACUGCUCUGACGCAUGCCUCGAUAACUGGGCCGUCCGCCUCAAGAAGCAGAACUAUGAGGGCACUUGGGAGGACGUCCUGCUGAUGGGGGAGGAGCUGGUGUCGGAGCCCUAUUACUGCCAGCUCGAGGCCGAGACAUGCCGGCUUUUCUCGGAGCAGCUGGGCACCCUCGCCCUGGUGGGAGAGUCCCUGCACAUGGGCGCUGCCAAGCGCCUGAGACUGGUGCUCUUCUCUGACGCAUACUGCUCUACGCUAGAGUACAACAUCAGGGUCUACUGCAUGGACGACACACAAGACGUCUUUAAGGAGGUGAUGCAGAUGGAGCGGCAGCUCGGGGGUCGGCUGAUUGACGAGCCUCACGUCCUGCUUUUCAAAGACAGCUACCACAACCUGCGCCUGUCCAUCCAUGACAUGCCCCAGGCGCACUGGAGGAGCAAGCUGCUAGCCGGCUACCAGGAGAUCCCAUUCUAUCACAUCUGGAACGGUUCCCAACGGUACCUGCACUGCACGUUCACUCUGGAGCGGCUCAGCCUAAGCACCUGCGAGCUCACCUGCCAGCUGUGCGUGUGGCAGGUGGAGGGGGAGGGACAGAGCUUUAGCCUCGACUUUAACAUUGCCAAGGACACCCGAGCUGUGGACUCUGAGUUUCUCUUAAUGGACAGUAACGCCACAGCUCUGGCAGGGCCCAGCGCCUUUCAGAUCCCGUACCUCAUCAGGCAGAAGAUCUGCAGCAGCCUGGAUGCCCCCUGUCCCAACGGAGCCGACUGGAGAAUGCUAGCACAAAGACUUAAACUUGAGAGACACAUGAGUUUCUUUGCAUCCAAAGCGAGCCCAACCUCUGUGAUCCUGGACCUGUGGGAGGCACAACAUUUCCACAGCGGUAACAUCAACCAGCUGGCCACGGUCAUGGCUGACAUUGGCAAACAAGAAGCCAUGAUAUUCCUGGUCUCUGAUGGCGAGUGCUAACCCAGAAACGGGGGAAGAGACUGGUGCGGAGGAAAAAAGAAGUACAGAACACAACAACAAAAACACACAAAAACAACAAUUACAGCAGCAGGAGUCGAACAGCAGAUCUGUCCCCACGUCCCUCUUCUUCACUUUAGAAGUUAGAAAAGGGUUUCUGUAGGAUCGGGUCCCUAAAUCCCAUGGAACACAGUAAAAAUCCUUAAACGUAAGACCAAAUGAGAGUUGGGGUGUGUGGGGAAAUGUAUUAAUGAACUCGGUAAAGAAAAUACCCUUUAUUUUCCAUCAAGUUUAAUUAGCCCACACCCCACUUUAAAGAUAGCAUUAAAUUAACUUCAUGCCUUUUAUAUAAACAGGCCAUCUGUGGCUAAUGAGCAAUAUGCAAACGUAAUGCUAUUACUGAUGGCCAAUAUUGCAAAUUAAAUCAUUUUUGAGCUUGGAUUCAGAACUAGAUAUUGAAUAAAAGAGACAAAAGGUGCCAGCCAUUUCAGGUUCACGAUAACAGGCGACAUAUGCAAUUGGCAGAUUCGUUACAUGACAUCAUCUUUCAUCAAGGUCAUCAGGGUCUGUGAACGUCUCCUCCCGAGCCCAGUGAUACCCUAUAGGUGCACGUCUCAUAUGUGUCGUUAUCUGUUUCCUAAAACACAGACAGACAGCUUGUAGCACAUCCUGGACUUGCAGGUUUUUAAAAUAGAUUGUAUGUCAGAGGCCCAAAAACCGAUCUCAUCUUGUUUGUGUUUUAGCUCAGCUGGUAUCACUACUGUGAAUGUAACAUCUUGACAUCUUGAUUCAGCGAGACGCUUCGCAGCUUCCCUGCUUCCCUGCUUCUAAAUCAAUAUAUGUGGGGUUUGGGUUCUUUGAACUUUUUUUGAAGGAGGAGUGAGUAAUAUCUUCACUAAAGUCAUAUUUCAGAAGCCAUUUCUAUUCAAAGCCUGUGAUUUUGAUCCGUGCAGUUUAUUUCACGUCUGGUAUUACCCCCAAUCAUUCAUUGUGCCGUUUUUCUGUUUCAAAUUCCACCGCUAAUGAAGGAGCCAUAGGGCCGAAAGGCGUUUCAGCUGCAUAUAUGUGAACACUGAAUGUCGUCAAAACUCAUUUCUGAAAUGACAUUUUCCCCCUGAUUACAUUAAUUCUGUAGCAGAGCAUAAAAGCAUGGCCAAAAGGGAUAUUAUCCCCUAUGAAUAAUGCAGAACACUCUCCCCACUGAAAAAAUAAAUAAAUCUGACAACAAAUUCUUCAAAAUCUUCACCAGAUAACUGGCAAUGAAAGGCUAGUUGUGCAGCUUUGUUUUUAUAAUUCAUAAAGCAAUGUUGGUGGGAAUUCUAUAUGUGCCGUGUGGCAAACAGUAUUUCCACAUCAAAGAAACGCCUGUCUCUCAGAGAAAGUUAAGAGCUGCUUAUUCAUAAUGUCACGUCUCUGCUCACAAAAGAUGCUUUGAAAGGAUUUUUUAGUUGUUGUUAUUUCCAGCCAGGAUGGCAAAAAUGAUCCAGCAGAAACAGACCAUAAAAUGCAACUACGCAUUUGCUUGUUAUAUUUUGCUACUUUGCAUUAAUUUAUACAGUUAUUAUAGAUUUUUAAAUCAAUGGAUUUGUCUGGUCUGGCAACAUAAGUACACAGAGUAUCUUUAAAGUCCACUGUUUCAGUAAUUAUGCUUUGGAAAAAGGUGUUAGCAAUCCCAGAUUAGCCAUAGUUCUCUCUCCGUCUGCCUCAGGGUUGCAUGUGAAGUUGUCUGUUAAAGUUCUAAAGAGAGCCCUUUUCAUUAAAUCCCUUCAAACAGCUAGCACAGCCCAUCCUACCAGCUCCCGUGGCUUCAACCUUUAACACUAACUGGAGCCUCUUUUAUGAUUGUCAGAUAUUUGGAAUGUAUAUUUACGUUUCCUUGUUGUAGGGAAAAAAUGUCUCCUUUUUUAAGAAGUUGUUUUCGUGCGGCAUCUCGGCACCCGUUAGCUCUUUUUCAUCCUCUUAAACACGCCUCCUCUUGACCAACAAGUUUUUACAAGCCCCUGUACAAUUUGAUGCAGAGAUGCCAUAAAAUAAAACUUUACCCUUUUUUAUUAACUUAAAAAAAAACUGGGAUCAAGCCCCCUUUCGGACAAAAAAUGGCGAUAUCACCUUAAUCAAAUCUUUUCAUGUUGAAAUGGAUCAUUGUCACAUCUAAUAUGUAAAUACUUUUUCUAUACCAGCCGUGUGCUGUCACUUUGCAUACUGUAUAUCAGCAGAAUUGGUAACCAAAGUUUUAUGAAUAUCAGUUGAGGCCACUACAUCCUCAUAUUGUAUCCAUGGAAUAUUGUUUUAGCAUCAUUUUUACUUGCAGCUAGUAUAGAAUAAGUGUCUCUUCUAAACUUCGGACUUAAAAAGUCCUAAUCAUUUCUUUAUCUCAUUUCUUCGCUUUUGUCUUUGAGGCAAGUUGAUGCUGUUUGUUCAAGCGGUAAUAUGUGUCAGUUCAUCACUUUGUAAAGAAAUGUAAAUUAUAUUUUAAUAUAAAGCCAAAAAAAGACACUUACUGGCGCAGCAUUUGUCAAGUCUAAACCGUGACGUGUUUGCCUAUAUACUGUUCUUUGGCGAUCUAGCAGUGAAGACUUUUUGCAGUGUUAAGGGUUUAGAGACUGUUUUACAGGAAGUUUCUAUACAUAUUUUGUUUGUCCUUACUCUGCAUAUGUCUACCUGAUUAUUUCUAUAACUGUAAGCAUUUAAAUACAAGGUGGAAAUAGUCACUAAUGCUUAGUGAAUCAUUGCACUGGGACUGUGUGGAGGCUAAUUGGAGAAGGGGGACAUCAGUUCUUGGACACUGACAAGCCAGUGUUGACACAGCACGUUUAGAUGAGCCAUGGCAGUUGUACAGUCAGACUGUGUGUGUGAAAUUUUAUCACCCCCGUCAUUGUCUUGAUGUGUUGUCUAAGCACAUUUCAGUAAUGUAAUUCACCAGCCGCCAGGAUGCUCAGCAUCUAUCUUCACAUCUAACUUGUCCAACAAAUCUAACAAAUCUGCAAUUACUGCGUGUGUGAUGAAUACAGUUCCCUUCAUGACAAAGUCUGGGCCUGAUAGUUGUGUAAGACUCUUGUCGGUAUCACACACACACACACACACACACACACACACACACACACACACGCUUCAUUCAAGGGUUUAUAGGUUUAUCCCUGAGUUAUGGGGGAAAAUUGUUACAUCUCACAACCGUACUCUUAAGUGUCACGCAUUACUAUUCAGUGUCAAGGAUGUGUGCAUGCGUGUGUGUGUUUGUGUGUGUUUGUGUGCGUGUGUGUGUGUGCGUGUGCGUGUGUGUGUGUGUGUGUGUGUGUGUGUGUGUGUGUGAGAGACAGAGAGAGUAAGACGGGGUGUGUGCGUACCUCCCUGUCACUCUGACUGAAUGGUUUUCUUUUGAACCAAGAACAAUAGACUUCUGUACUUGUGAAUGGUUUUUCUAUUUAGUUCCUUGAUUCAAUGUUCCUUGCCUUUCUGCAAGUCAAAAAUGCUGUAUUUAUUACAUGCCACAGCGCUUAUGCAAUUGUAUAAUCCUUUUGGGUUUUUUUGUGGGUUUUUUGUUUUUGUUUAGUUUUUUUCAACCUUUUGUGUUCCUUAUCGUCAAUGUAAAUUGUUGUCAAAACUUUUGUGGCAAUGGAAAAACUUCUGCUAAAGGAGAUUUUCCGUACUUUUUGGACAAUGAUAUGGAUUUGUGGGUAGAAUUUUGGAAAUUCGUUUCUAAGUGCUUUCAAGUAUUUACUUGGCCUUAUGUAUAUAUAUCUAUCUAUGACAUUUCAGAAA